Aspergillus homomorphus CBS 101889 is the source of this 867-nucleotide messenger RNA. RefSeq lists its product as uncharacterized. Lineage: Eukaryota; Fungi; Ascomycota; Eurotiomycetes; Eurotiales; Aspergillaceae. Bases 1 to 867 code for a protein of 288 amino acids. The record is from RefSeq and is a predicted model, not a curated record. The transcript is spliced from 5 exons.
AUGAAUUAUCACAUCGAAAUCCAGUUUCAGGAUGGAGUUGUCUGGCUUGCACGUAUCCGAAGGUCCAAUGCAACCUCUCCACCCCCGGACCUACAACGAUACAUCAUGCGCAGCCCUGUCGGGGUGGAAUAUAUUCUCAUGGAGAAGAUGCCUGGGAAGAAUAAAGUCAUGAGUCAAUUGGCAGAUAUUUUUAUUGAACUGCAGACACGCCCCUUCGCUCUGAUGGGCUCGUUGGACCAACCAGGAACUGAUCAUAUGCGACCCAUUGGGCUCUUUACCACCCGAAAGGAUUUUCUGGUGGCAUGCAUCCAACUGACGCUCGAUCUCAUUAUCGAGGGGGAAUGCUAUGCCACGCGGCCAAUCGACGCUUUUUUGACCCAUCGCUCACUCCUGGACUAUAUUCCAAAGGUCUGCUCCCGCCCUGACUUUGACGACGGGCGCUUCUACUUGAAACAUGCCGAUGAUAAAGGAGAUCACAUCCUCGUUGACGAUGAUUACAUUGUUACUGGAAUAGUCGACUGGGAAUGGGCGCAUACUGAUUCCAACUCAGUGGCUUUCAAUUCCCCCGUCUUCCUGCUUCCCGUGGCUGACUUCUACGACGGAGUAAUCGAGCCUGGUGAGGAUGAAUGGGAGUUCGCGCGAUUACUGGAAGAUAAAGGACAGUCCGACCUCGCGGAGAUAGUAAGACAGGGAAGGAUUGUUCAUCUGUUUAACUUUGGACUUUUUCAAGGGCUGCGCAGGGCGUUGGAGGCGGAUGGGGAGUUGGAAUGGGAGGCUUGGAGGGAGAAAGCCAUGGAUGGUUACAAGGACAAUGAGCAGUUGACGAAGCUGAUACUCCGACAAAGCGGCUCUUCUUCUAGUGACUAA